AUGGAAUCGCUGCCGGCGCCGUCGUCGCGUCAGUUGGUGCGCAGGCGCACUGGCCGCGAUGCGAUGACCUCAAGGAUCCAGCGGUGCAGGAGUCCCGCCUCUGCCUCCGCCGCUGCCCACGCGCCCAUGCGGAGCCGGCUUCCACCCCCCUCCCCCGGAAACAUCGCAGUGGUGCGGCCCACCGGCAGUACGGCCACCACUACCCGGAUCCGGCGGGAUCGGGAGUCCCAACGGGAGCCACCCAUGAAGCCACCGCCGCAGAUACUGUCCACCAAGGCCCUUCGCUGCGCCAAUCCCUAUCUGGAUGAUCAGCCCGCAAGGGAGCGGCGAUCUGUGACCCAGCAGAGCCGGCGAAUGGAGGUCAAGACCACGAAUCGGCAGCGCCCCAUCCCAGUGGCCUUCGGUGGGCAGAACACCGUUGCGCAGCCACAGCCCGCUUUUCGAUCACCUGCUCCGCCCCCCAAUGGCUCCAAAAUCCGGCAGCGUCUGCGCUCCGUCCGCGCCAAGGUCGACUCGUAUCUGUGUCCCCACCUCUCCGGUCCAUCUCCGCCCACCCAGCCAGCAGCUCGACGACCUUGUCGCCCUGUGAAGAACAAUUCCAUGGCAGAGGCCCACGAGCAGCUGGAGCUACUACUCGCUCGUAUCGAACGAGCCAGCGAUUUUCAAACACCCCCACCACCACCGCCUGCCGCCCACCCGAAGAGGCGUGGCCAGACCAAGGUCGCAAAGGGGGCGCGCCGCCAGAUGGCGCAACAUCCGCCAGUUCCAGCCGGUUCGCCAAUUCUCAGCGCCCGGGCAGCCAGCACCACCAAGUCCCAAACAUACCCGAGGAUCGGUGGCGCAGAGAAUCGGAGGACUCGAUCGGAGGAGGAUCACCUGCCCCAUGUCGUACCGCUCGUCCAGAAUCCGCAGCGUCUGCCGUCGGCGAAGCGGGAUGCACUGCUGCAGCUUCUCCAGCGGGCCGAGCAGCACGACAAGGGCAUUGUGGACUUUGUGGCCAGCGCCACCGGAGAUCCCUCCCGGGACACUAUGCUCAUGCUGCUCCAGAUGCUACCCCUUAGCCCGAACGACUCCCCCUAUGCGGAGAAGUUUUGGGAAGGACAACGGUACCUGAAAGAGCGCCAGAAGCUGCAUCAGACAUUGCGACCCGGCGACGAGCGUUUCAAGGAGGUGAAGGUCCUGCGGAGUCCCGAAGGCGAGGUCUUCCCCUCACGCACCCUGGAGGAGGAGCUGAAGGACGAGAAGCGAGUACUAGACAAUAUGGAGGCACAGCUGCGAGGGCAGGGUCCUCCCGGCGAUCGGCAUCCGCUGAAUGAGCGCCAGGAGCAGGCGAUGCGGGAGCGGGAGGAGCUGGAGCGGUACAAGCAGCAGGUGACCAGCUGCCGGGAGCAGCGACGCCAGGAACAGGCCCGAUUAAUCGAGCCGAAGAGCUCGUGGGGCUGUGGUGCAGAUACCCCAAAGGAGCAGGCUUCAAUCCGAGAAAUCCCCUCCAAUAAUCCACCUUCGCCCAGACCCACUGAUCCCUUGAAGCAGCUCCUUCAAGAUCGAGACCGCUUCCAGGCCAACUGCCGGCGAAGCUGCUUUUACAACAACUCACAGAGCUCUGCGCCCUGGAAAAUAUAUGCCAAAGUGGCCAGUAAGCUCAGCUCCCAGCUAAUAGAUAACUUGGAUGCCGAAUUCCAUCGCUGCGUGGCAAAUUAUAUCAAGGACAUUGUAGGCAACAAAUUAACUUAAUAGAUGCAAUUUAUCAGAUUUUACAAAACUGAUUAUUUUUACGAUUUACUAAUCCUCUUUUUACAAAAAUUGCAAGUGUAGUACAAAUUGAAGGAUCUACAAAAUUGUAUAGAAAAAAUAGUUAAUAAAAAAUUAUUGUAUGUAAAACCAGCA
This is a messenger RNA of Drosophila elegans, 1887 nucleotides long. Its product is annotated as RNA-binding protein 33. The transcript is spliced from 4 exons. The record is from RefSeq and is a predicted model, not a curated record. NCBI's taxonomy places the organism in Eukaryota, Metazoa, Arthropoda, Insecta, Diptera, Drosophilidae. Bases 1 to 1734 code for a protein of 577 amino acids.